AUGUGGUUUUCCAGUACGAAAGAUGAGGAUAUCGUGAUCAACAACCAGCUCGAGUCAGUUUCGGAUUCGGAAUCUCUCGACCACGAAAAAUCGUCUUUACCCUUGAAAAGAGGGUUCAAAGACCGCCAUAUUUCGCUUUUGGCGCUUGCUGGUAUCAUCGGCCCCGGAAUUUUGGUUGGUGCUGCCCUUCCGACUUCAAAUGGACCCCUAAGCUUGCUUAUUGGCUUUGGUGUGAUUGGUUUGAUUGCGUUUUCCAUGAUGCAAAGUUUAGGUGAGCUAGCCACACUUUAUCCGCUGGGGAAUGUGUUUUCCACAUUAGGGAAUAAAUUCAUGGACAGGGCAAUAGGUGGCACGAUAGGAUGGAACUAUGCAAUUAUUUGGAUCGCUGUUUUGGCUAACGAGUACAAUACAGUGGCAGCAAUCAUGCAGUUUUGGGGGCCGCAGGUUCCCCUCUACGGCUACAUCUUAAUUUUCUGGUUUGCGUUUUUGGCUUUCCAAUUUCUUGGUGUGGCGAGUUUCGGUGAAGCAGAAUAUUGGUUGGCGCUUUGCAAGAUUGUCGGCAUCGUGGCGUUUUAUCUUUUCGCCAUAAUUUACGCAUCAGGCGGUGUUAAGGGGCAUAAAGCCUUUGGAUUUGAGUACUGGCACAAUCCUGGAAGCUUGUCUAAUGGAUUCAAGUCAGUCGUCAGUACUUUCGUAUUUGCUUCGACUUUCUACUCCGGAACAGAGUCUAUUGCUAUUGCUGCUAGCGAAGCAAGAAACCCAUCAAGGGCGCUUCCCAAAGCUGUCAGACAGACGUUUGUCCGUAUUUUGGUCAUUUAUAUGGGCAUUGCUUUCUUCUACGGCUUGACAGUGCCUUACAACGAUCCAAAUUUGACAGAAGGUAACAAAACCAUAAAGUCACCAAUGACUGUGGCCAUCAAACGAGCAGGCUGGGACGGAGGGGCUCAUUUGGUUAACGCAUUCAUUUUGUUAACCUGCGUUUCUGCUAUCAACAGCUCUAUCUACAUUGGGUCUAGAACAUUGACCCAUUUAGCCAACGAAGGUUCUGCUCCACGUAUUCUAAGCAGAGUAAACGGCAGAGGUGUUCCUUAUUUUGCUGUUAUUUUGUUCAAUCUUUUUGGCCUAAUUUCCUUGAUGAACGUGAAAACUGGUGCUGCCAAGGCUUAUCUGUACAUUGUGAAUCUCUCAGGUGUCGCUGUCUUCAUUGUGUGGGGUGCAGUAAAUGUGUAUCACCUUCGGUUCCGGAAAGCGUGGAAGUUGCAGGGCCGCAGCUUGGAUGAAUUGCCAUUUCGUGGUAUGUGGUUUCCGUACCUUCCCAUUUUUGGAGUAGUAAUCAACGUAUUCUUGGGGUUGAUUCAAGGAUGGUCUACAUUCAAGCCUUUUUCCGCUAAAGACUUUGUUGAUGCUUACAUAUUGCUACCUUUUUCCCUUGUGUUGUUUUUGUUUUUGAAGUUCGUAAACAAAACCAAGUGGAUAUCCCUCGAUCAAGUUGAUUUGGAUGAAGGCCGAAGAAAAGAUUUGGACUAG
Molecule: messenger RNA, 1527 nt
Organism: Clavispora lusitaniae ATCC 42720
Lineage: Eukaryota; Fungi; Ascomycota; Pichiomycetes; Serinales; Metschnikowiaceae
Gene: AGP3
Product: General amino acid permease AGP3
Biological process (GO): amino acid transmembrane transport
Cellular component (GO): membrane
Molecular function (GO): amino acid transmembrane transporter activity
Source: RefSeq, a predicted model, not a curated record